This is a messenger RNA of Malania oleifera, 6907 nucleotides long. Its product is annotated as probable glucan endo-1,3-beta-glucosidase A6. Gene Ontology annotation, molecular function: hydrolase activity, hydrolyzing O-glycosyl compounds. The coding region runs from base 5381 to 6277 and encodes 298 amino acids. Gene Ontology annotation, cellular component: plasma membrane. The record is from RefSeq and is a predicted model, not a curated record. NCBI's taxonomy places the organism in Eukaryota, Viridiplantae, Streptophyta, Magnoliopsida, Santalales, Ximeniaceae. The transcript has a single exon. Gene Ontology annotation, biological process: carbohydrate metabolic process.
UUUUUUUUGUUGAAAGGAAAUGUAUUUUGGCGCACUCGUGCACAUAUAUUGAAUGCUAAAUGAUUUUGUCAUUUAUAACCAUCAAGAAUUUAUGGAAUGUUAUGGAAUUUAUAAUUUUUUCAAGAAAGACUGUCAAAUUAUAAAUUUACCCCAUAUCAAAUCAAUAUUUGGAACAUUGCUACUCCAGUGUGAGCAACUAGAGCCUCAACUUAGCUUUAUACAAAUCGAUGUAAUGGCUAAUAUAAACGUAUAAGUGAUUAUCAUUUUAUCCAUAAUCUUCUUGACAUUUUCAUUUGCAACUUGAACAACUCUAUUCAUUUUAAGACAAUAAGUAGAAGAAUUGUGAUGUUGGAUCUUGAAUUAGUUACACAUCUUUUCCAUCAUCUUCUUGUUUAGAGUGAUGGCAUUGUAUGAAAUGAUCUAUUUUGGAAGAUCAUAUCUUUAAAUUAUUUAUUUCUUGAAAAAAAUUAACUAUCACAAUUUCUAGUUAUACUUGCAUAUGAUGCAUCCUCAACCCAUUUUGGAAAGUAUUUGAUGACCACCAAAAUGAAGAAAUGACCAUUUGAUGCCUUAGGUGGAAUUAGUCUAAUUACAUCUAUGCCCCACAUUGAAAAUGUCCGAGGAGCCACCAUGGAAUGUAAUGGGACAGGUGGAGCUUUCAACUGAUAUGUAUAUAAUUGACAUUUGUAGCAUCUUCAGACAAAGUCAACACAAUCAGUAUCCAUAAUGGUUUAGUAGUAGCCAGUUUUUAAGAUCCUUUUAGCGAACAUAUGUCCAUGUGGUUAAGCAGAUAGGAUCCUCUAUGAACUUCGUCCAUGAUCUGAGCUUCUUUUUUGGCUUACACACAUCUCAAGAGAGUCAUAUAUGAUCCUAUAUAGUAUAAAGUAUCCCCACUGAGCUAGUAUUGCAUGAAUAACCUAUGAAUUGUCCUUAUGUUAUUGUAAAAUGCAUGUGAUGGAAACUGUUGAGUUUGUAAGUAUCACUUGAUGUCAUAAACCAUGGCUUCCCAUCUGUUUCUUCUUCAAUGACCAUAUAAUGAGUAGGAUCAUUUUGUACAUCCACACUCAAUGGUUGAAUUAUUUCUUCAUCAGUAAUUCUUAUCAUAAAAGCUAAAGUUACUAAUGCAUCUGCAAAUCUGUUCUCUAACCUCGGUAAGUGCUUGAAGGAUAUGAAUCUAACCUGUUGGACAAGUAUCUCAAUGAACUGCUGAUAAUGCAUCAACUUUCCAUCUUUGUUUUUCCAUUCCCCUGCUACUUGAGAUAUGAUAACAGUUGAAUCUCCAUAAACUUCAAGCUCUCAUAUUCCCUUUUCUUGUGCAACUUUUAAUCCAAUUAUGCAAGACUUAUAUUCUGUAACAUUUUUGGUAUAGGGAAAAAGUUAAUUUUGUUGCAAUAGGAAACUAUUCCCCCUUAUGGUGAUACCAACACUGCCCCUACUUCACAUUCAUACUUGUUUGUUGUGCCAUCGAAGUACAUCUUCCAUUAGUUUUCUUCUUCUUCCAUAGGUAAGACAUCAUCAUAAGCGAAACUUAGAUGAGAUGUUCCCUUUUCCUUUAUACCAUGAUUGGCUAAAUGGUCAGCUACCACUUGCUCUUUGAUGGCUUUAGUUGAUUUGUAAACAAUGUCAUACUCGAAUAAUAACAUGCUUCAUCGAGCUAUUCUUCUUGAAAAUUCUAGAUUUUUAAAGAUGCACUUUAAUGGAUCCAUCCUAGAAAUCAAAUGAGUCAUGUGAUACAAUAUGCAUCCUAAAGAUUCCUAUAACACAGUUAAAUGGAGAAUUAAUGAUUUUGCUAGUAUUAAUGGCAUCAACACUGAUGGAUUCUUCAAAUGCUUUUUGAUUUGUCAAAGACUUGUUGGCCUUUGUCAUUCUAAAUAUAAGGAUUAUACUUCUUUAGUAAUUUGAAGAUCAGUUCACACGUAGUUGUUGACUAAUCUAUGAACCAAACAAUGUAGUUCAACCUUCCAAAAAAUCAUUGUACUUUCUUUAUAGUGGAUGGAGGUUCAAGUUUCUCUAUAGCUGAGAUUUUAGUUGAAUAUACCUCAAUCCUUUUUUGACUUACAACCAAUCCUAACAACUUGCUAGAAGUUGUUCCAAAAGUACACUUAGCUGGAUUUAGCCUUGGCUUGUACUUUCUAAAUCUAUCAAUUAACUUUUUUUAGCACUCGAGAAUGCUCUUCAUCGAUCUUUGACUUGGAAAUCAUGCCAUCUAUGUACACUUCAACUUCCUUGUGCAUCAUGUCAUGGAAUAAUGUUACGAUGACUCUUUGAUAUAUGAUAAACAUUCUUUAACCCAAAAGACAUUACUUUAUAGUAGAAUGUGCCCCAUUAAGUAAUGAAUGUGGUUUUUGCUUUAUCCCCUUCUGCCAUAUUGAUUUGAUUAUAUCUAGAAAAGCCAUCUAAUAAAGAAAAUAACUUGCAUCAACCUAUAUUAUCGACCAACACGUUAGUGCGGGGUCUUGGAAAAUCAUCCUUUUUGCUCCCUUUAUUUAAAUCCUAGUAAUUAACACACAUUCUUACUUUUCCAUCCUUAUAAGGAACUGGAAGGAUGUUAACUACCUAUUCCAGAUAGUUACAAACUUCUAAGAAACCUACAUUAAACUAUUUUAACUUCUUCUUUGAUCUUCACUUGCCAUUCUUGACACAUUCUUCCGAGCGUUUGUUUCAUAGGCUUACUAUUUGGCUAUACCGGUAUCUAAUAAGUUACCAUGAUGAUUUGAAGUCUUAUGCAUUCAUUACUACCAGGAAAGAUCCUACUACCUUUCAGGAGGUAGUACACGACGAAGAGAAGGGUAGGUGGAUAGGCGCCAUGGUAAAGGAAAUGAAGUUAGUGUAUAAGAAUCAAACGUGGGGGGUUGGUGGAGCUUCAAGAGGGGGAGAGGGUGAUAGGAUGCAAGUGGUUAAUUGUUAUGUUGUUUUAUACUGAUAACAUGCUAAUUGUUGGGAAGAUUCCAACUAAGGUUAGUCAAUUAGAGACUCUGUUGAGAAAGGAAGUUGACACAAAGGUUUUGGGUGCUGCCAAGAGUAUUCUUGGGUUGGAUAUUUGUAAGGAGAAAGCUACAGGGAGAUUGGGGCUAUCUCGGGGUGGUUAUGUGAACGAAACUGUAGGGAGAUUGUGGUUAUCUCAAGGUGGUUUUGUGGAUCAGGAGUUAGAGAGGUUUAGUAUAGUAAUGUUAAAUUGGUCAUCGGUACACUGUUGGCGAAUCAAUGUAAAUUGUCUACCACUCAGUACUAAAAAAUGGACGGUGAUGUUUAGGACAUGUCAAAGGUUUCUUACACCAGUGUAGUGGGGUACUUGGGCAGGCAACAAAAUAAUCCAUCAGUUGUGAGAUUCGUGGAUGUAGACUACAUAGGGAACUUGGAUGUGUUAGGGAUUUAUACUAAAAAACAUGCUUUAUGUAAUCAGUUUUAGUAUAGUAGGACUUAUACACAGAAGAUUAGAUCAUCAGUUCUUAUAGAAUAUAAGUUUAUUGUUCACAAUCUUAAAUAAAAUUGGACACACCAUUGGUAGGAUACAAGCACAAGGUUUUAAUAGGUCUUUCUUGACUAUUGGGAAUGAUAUAGUUCCAACUCCUUUUGCUAGUACACUUUGUAUGUAUUGAACAUGACUUUCUUGGGGUAAUUGUUUUUAUAUUGAUUAUAUUAAACAAUUAAUACCUCAUGGUUAUUAUGAGUGCUUAUGCUCUUAAUCCUGAUAUGAUUGUUGGACACGUGCAUAUAGUAUUUAUUACUUUGAUUCAUAAAACAGUGAGAUUCUUUAUGGGUCAAAAUACUCGGUGAGUUGGGUGAUGACAUUAUGUGUGUGGUGAACAUUAAUUAUUGAUGGAAUCCACAUCCUUGUAUCGAGAUUGAUGAUACUUCCUUGAGGAAGCUUAUAAGUUUUGAUUGUGUCAAACUCUACAGGUAGAUUUUGAGUCUAACAUAUCAAAUAAGUUAAGUGGAAGGUCUCAGGGAAUUAAUAUGUCAAUUAAUUAAAUUGUUAACAAUUUAAUUUAACAGACGGGCAUCUGUAAUCUUUACGUGGGGAGAAAAAUAAGCAUUUAAUAAUAGGAGCUCGAAAUUUAAUUUCAAAUAUGACAGGGAGUGCGAUUAUAAUUCUUUAGUAGUAUGAAUUAUAAUUAACGUAAUUAAGGAUGAAUUCGAGUUGGAUUAGGAAUUCUUAAUUACGUGGGAAGCCCUAGUCAUAUUUUCCCAGAGGUCCCUAUUGUAGCCUAUAUGUGUGUGGUCCAUUCAGUAACUAGGGAGAGACAAAAAAAACUCUCAUAGAGGCAGACGUUUUCGUGAGAGAAAAACUCUAGUAGCUGCUUACGAGCCCACUCUUUCAAGAGUAAGGCGUGUUCAAGGAAUAUAGUAAAAGAUUCCUGGUUGUCUUCAAGAGCUCGUUUUUGUACUUGCAGAUUCGAGAUCAAACUAGAUAGAUCUCGCAAGUAUAAUCCUAAUCACGUAAUUAGGGAUUGCAUGAUUUGAUUAUAUUUUUUUGUUAUUCGUAUGCACUACAACUAGAUCUUAAGGCUAUUCCGCAAGUCCCUUCAGGAUGAUAGGAGGCCUACAACAGGGUAUGUUAUGGGAAGGCUUAAUUGUUGGAAGUUCAGGGUACAAUCUCAAGUUGUACUAGUUACAAAUGGAUCAGAGUACUUGGCAGUGGCUAAGGCUAUCAAGGUAUCAUUGCGGUUUAAAGGAUUGUUCAAGGAGCUGGGUAUUUAGUUAGGUGAAGUUCCUAUUACCCCAGAUAAGUUCAAGCAUCGCUUGGACUUGGUUUACAUCUCCAGGUGCUAGACGGGAGGUGGUCCCAAUCUAUUGGCCCGGGUGGAGCAGCGGGGUUAUGCUUUUGGAUUUAUCCUAAGGGGUGAAUAUUUGCCAUGGUGGAGAUUGUUGGGUUUGUGGCUCAUAUUUUGAUUGGAACGCAUGCAUCAGGAAAGCAUCGUGAAGCAAAGAACAAGGGAGAAGUUUGCGGGAAGAAACCGUCGCCGAUUUGGGCAGUUAUUUGCUUGAUGGUUUUAGCAUUCAGGGAUAACCAUUGACGGUUUCACUAUAACCGCCAACGGUUUUAGGCAGCUUGCAGAAGGAACACUCUCGGCUUCAAACUGUCAACGAUUUGCUGAAACUAUCAACAAUUUCAUUCGGUGUAGAUCACAGAUUUUGAACAGGAGAUCAGUAGAUUGGGAGAUUUUGGAAGAUUUUCCUUCGGGGAAUCGCUACAUAAGUGUUUUAAUUAUAGUAUAACUCUUCUGUACGUAUAGGGUUAGUAUAUAAUCAUAUUUUUUAAUCCUAGUUUGAUAAGCUUCAUGUAAGCUUCAUUGUGAUAGUGAAAAAUAAGUCACUGCUCCUGUGAACGUAGACAAGUUGUCGAACCACAUAAAUCAAAGUCGGGACCCCCAUAGCCAUGGACGUCCUACAGUCCUCAUUUCCUCCCUCCAACAGUACGUUUCGGUCCGAUAUUUCCGUUCCGGUCAUGAAACCAUUGCUGCGGUUCUUGAACCGGACCAAAUCGCUCUUCUUCUUGGAUGUGUACACGUAUUUUCCCUGGUCUACGGAUCCGAAAAGCAUUUCCUUGGAGUACGCGCUUUUGGACGAAACGAAUAUAACGUAUCGGGACCUCGUUUCGGAUCUAACUUACACCAACUUGUUGGACCAAAUGCUUGACGCGGUGGUCUUUGCAAUGAGCAAACUCGGGUACCCGGACAUUCGGAUCUUCAUCGCCGAAAUGGGUUGGCCCAAUGCCGGCGACAUCGAUCAGAUUGGAGCCAACAUUUACAACGCUGCGACUUACAACCGAAACUUGGUGAAGAAAUUAACGGCUAAACCGCCACUUGGGACUCCGGUUCGGCCCAAAGUAGUUUACCCGGCUUUUAUUUUCUCUCUGUACAAUGAGAACGAAAAGCCGGGUCCGGCUACGGAGCGACACUGGGGGGUGAAAUACCCGAACGAGUCGGCUGUGUAUGAGCUUGAUUUGUCGGGCAAGGUGCAAGAAUACGAUGAACAGUUGCCGCCGCCGACCAACAACGAACCUUAUAAUGGGAAGAUAUGGUGCGUGACAGCGGAGGGAGCGAAUGCGACGGGAUUGGCGUCGGCGCUGACGUGGACGUGCGGACAGCCCAACAUUAGUUGUGAUCCGAUUCAGGCGGGUAAAGCGUGUUACAAACCCGACCCAAUGGUUCGGGCGAGUUUUGCUUUUAGUUCGUAUUGGGCAAAAUAUCGGAGCUCCGGAGCAACUUGCUACUUCGAGGGUCUGGCUUUUCAAACCACAAAGGAUCCAAGUAAGUGGGUACUGGUUAAUUAAACGGGCUCAUCUUAAAUUGGUUCUGAGUUAAUUAAUUUAAAAUCCAAUUCAAUGGAGUAUAAUGUUUUUUUUAAUACGCCGACCUUUGUAGAAAUAGGGCUUAGCUAAGCUUUAAAUGAUUAACCCUCUUUCUUAUGACAAUAGCUAGCUACUAAAGGUGUGGCCUCAUUCGGUAAGAAGAGCACAACAAUGCAGAGGAUUCAUAAUUACAUAAUGCACAAAACAAAGCAACAAAAUAGCUCAUUUCGUAGAAUCUGAGAUGGAUGAAUUACAAUGAAUAGAAGGACAAGUUAAUAAUUAAUAUAAUUAGGGAUAGGGGAGAUCUAGGAACUUUUUAGUGGUGAUGAAUUAAUAGUUUAGUGCCUAUAAACUUUUUAAGUUCUCACAAAUAAAUAUUAGCCUUUUGGGAGGGGGGGGGGGGGGGGGGAGUAAUGAGGAGAAAAAGUUCAUGAUUUAUAGGCCAAUAAGGAUAUCCAUAAUCAAUUAUAUACGCCAAAUCAAAGUUGGGUUAAACGAUUAAGAGGACGAAACUUGUGUACAAGUUUUGGCUCUUGUUAUUCAUCUCUCCACUCUCAAAGAGGGGGCCUUUAGAUGUUUAUACCUAUACAAACAAUGAAAAAGAAAUGGGGG